CCGGACUUGACGCCUCGCAGGACGGCGAUGUGUUCGGUCUACGCGGUUGUCGCAGUUUGAUCAGCAUCGCUGAAGAAGGAAGUGCAGCCAUGGCGCAGGGGCUCAAAGUGAGAUUCGAUAAGUUCCUCCACGAGAAGAACCGCAUGACGGACUGUCUGGGAAAGCUCGAGGAGAAGACCGGAGUGAACAGGACGUACAUAGCUCUCGCUGUCAUCGGUGUCAUCGCGGUGUACUUGGUCAUCGGCUACGGAGCCUCCCUACUGUGUAACCUCAUCGGCUUCCUUUACCCAGCCUACAUAUCGAUUAAGGCCAUUGAAAGUGCCACCAAGGACGAUGAUACUAAAUGGCUGACCUACUGGGUGGUGUAUGGACUCUUCAGUGUGGCCGAGUUUUUUGCCGAUAUCUUCCUCUCCUGGUUCCCAUUCUACUAUAUCGGAAAGUGUGCCUUCUUGGUGUGGUGCAUGGCUCCGACUUCCUCCAACGGAUCAGUCCUGAUUUAUAACCGCAUCAUUCGGCCAUUUUUCCUCAAGAAUGAAACCAGGAUUGAUGAUGCGGUGAAGACGCUCCAGGAUAAGGCGUCAGAAGCUGCUGACAAGAUCAAAGAUGAGGCCAAGAGAGCCACAGCAAACAUCAUGUUCGAGGAGAAGAAGAGCUCUUAGGAGGCUUCCUGCCCACAGCGUCGCUCGGGAGCUGUACGAGAAGAAACACCGCCUUGAAAAUGUUUGUUUAAAAAGAUCCUGUUACGUAGGUAGUCCUCAUCUCGCUGUAAUAGAUGUCACACGUGUCACAUGCAUCAAUCAAGCAGUUUUUCCAGGUCAGCGUUUUACUUAAGAUAACUGCACGCUGGCCCUGAUGACCUUUAUGAACCAAAUAAAACCAACCCUCCUGAA
Molecule: messenger RNA, 890 nt
Organism: Cyclopterus lumpus (lumpfish)
Lineage: Eukaryota; Metazoa; Chordata; Actinopteri; Perciformes; Cyclopteridae
Gene: reep5
Product: receptor accessory protein 5
Exons: 5
Coding region: 90-659 (189 amino acids)
Source: RefSeq, a predicted model, not a curated record